AUGAAAUCCUUCUUGGUUGCUUUCCCGGUCCUCGCGUCCCUGUUCCUCGUCGCGAAAGCCGAUGUAGUGGAAAUCCCGACAACAUCAUUCAAUAGCUAUACAGACCUUGAGAAAUACUGGAACUAUCUCUACCCAUGGGGCUCUGACCACAAUGGCGCUGCGCGCAUGGUCGGUAGUAGCACCGACCACAGUCACAUUAGCGUGUCCAACGGUGUUCUGACGCUGAAGGCUACACCGACGACGGGCCAACCUCCGAGCACGGCGAACCCCAAACCCGCGAUUAACUACCUGUCCGGGACGAUCUACGCCAAGGACCAGAUCACCGUGGACGGGACGAAUGCUAAGGGUUACACGGUCUCUGGGGAGUUUAUCGCGCCCACAGCCAAAGGGACGUGGCCCGCGUUCUGGCUGACCGCCGUGCACGGGUGGCCUCCGGAGGCUGACAUCGGGGAAUGGAAAGGGACGGCGCAGACCUGGUUCAACACGUUCAACACGUCCUCGGCCGUCCAUAGCACGAUCGUGGACUGGCCGACAGACGGGAAGUUCCACUCGGUCAGCGCGACGCUGAGGACGGUCGCCGGAUCGACGACCGACCUGUCGAUCGCGUACUCUCUUGACGGGGUGCACAAGGCGACGGACAUCGCGCUCAACUUCCGAGGGGCCGCCAUGUACUUAAUCAUCGAUUUGCAGAUGGAAGGAAGCUCGGGGUCACCAGGCCCGACCGGGACGACGACGUUCCAAGCUCGCAACGUCCAAGUUACGAAGUUGACGUCCUAGUCAUGGCCCGUGUUCCGUGGUUCGAGAGGGACGAGGGCGGGUGAUGAAGGUGGAUGACCGAAUUUGGCGUAUCGUGAUUGGGAUGGACACGAGGUUCCCAGUGGCGAGCUUGGCUGUCAGUUAUGGUGUAAGGCUGGGGUUCGCAAUGGGGGAGUCUGUUAUGUACAUUU
Molecule: messenger RNA, 947 nt
Organism: Heterobasidion irregulare TC 32-1
Lineage: Eukaryota; Fungi; Basidiomycota; Agaricomycetes; Russulales; Bondarzewiaceae
Product: glycoside hydrolase family 16 protein
Exons: 5
Coding region: 1-777 (258 amino acids)
Biological process (GO): carbohydrate metabolic process
Molecular function (GO): hydrolase activity, hydrolyzing O-glycosyl compounds
Source: RefSeq, a predicted model, not a curated record